AUGAGGAGCUGCAAGAUGGUGCGGGUGGCCAGCGUGCUGGGGCUGGUGAUGCUGAGCAUCGCGCUGCUCAUCCUCUCCCUCAUCAGCUACGUCUCGCUCAAGAAGGACAACAUCUUCGGCGCGCCCCGCGCCGCCGGCGCGGGGGGGCCCCGCAUGUACAUGUUCCACGCGGGAUUCAGGUCGCAGUUCGCGCUGAAGUUCCUGGACCCCUCGUUCGUGCCCAUCACGAACUCCCUGACCCACGAGCUGCAGGAGAAGCCCUCCAAGUGGGUGUUCAACCGGACCGCGUUCGCGCACCAGAGGCAAGAAAUCCUUCAGCAUGUCGAUGUAAUAAAAAAUUUUUCUUUGACCAAGAAUAGUGUUCGGAUUGGACAGCUGAUGCAUUAUGAUUAUUCCAGCCAUAAGUACGUUUUUUCUAUUAGUAAUAACUUCAGAUCACUACUUCCAGACGUGUCACCGAUCCUGAAUAAGCAUUACAACAUUUGUGCCGUGGUUGGAAAUAGCGGAAUCCUGACCGGGAGUCAGUGCGGACAAGAAAUAGAUAAAUCUGAUUUUGUUUUUCGUUGCAAUUUUGCUCCAACUGAGGCAUUCCAAAAAGAUGUUGGAAGGAAAACCAAUCUCACAACCUUCAACCCCAGCAUCCUGGAGAAGUAUUACAACAACCUUUUGACCAUUCAGGAUCGCAACAACUUCUUUUUAAGUCUAAAAAAGCUUGAUGGAGCCAUUCUUUGGAUCCCAGCUUUUUUCUUCCACACAUCAGCAACAGUCACAAGAACACUGGUUGACUUCUUUGUUGAGCAUAGAGGGCAACUAAAGGUCCAGUUGGCUUGGCCAGGAAAUAUAAUGCAACAUGUUAACAGAUACUGGAAAAACAAACACCUGUCACCCAAGCGGCUGAGCACAGGUAUUCUCAUGUAUACACUUGCUUCUGCCAUAUGCGAAGAGAUUCACUUGUACGGAUUCUGGCCGUUCGGGUUCGACCCCAACACAAGGGAAGACCUCCCAUACCACUACUAUGAUAAGAAAGGAACAAAGUUCACAACCAAGUGGCAGGAGUCCCACCAGCUGCCUGCAGAGUUCCAGCUGCUCUACAGGAUGCACGGUGAAGGACUGGCCAAACUGACCUUGUCGCAUUGUGCCUAA
Molecule: messenger RNA, 1143 nt
Organism: Cygnus atratus (black swan)
Lineage: Eukaryota; Metazoa; Chordata; Aves; Anseriformes; Anatidae
Gene: ST8SIA3
Product: ST8 alpha-N-acetyl-neuraminide alpha-2,8-sialyltransferase 3
Exons: 4
Coding region: 1-1143 (380 amino acids)
Biological process (GO): oligosaccharide metabolic process; N-glycan processing
Molecular function (GO): alpha-N-acetylneuraminate alpha-2,8-sialyltransferase activity
Source: RefSeq, a predicted model, not a curated record